This is a messenger RNA of Closterium sp. NIES-65, 507 nucleotides long. NCBI's taxonomy places the organism in Eukaryota, Viridiplantae, Streptophyta, Zygnematophyceae, Desmidiales, Closteriaceae. The record is from the annotation of a GenBank genome assembly.
AUGGGCGUACCUGGGGUGGAGGAGGUAGAGGCAAAGGGGGUGGUGCCUAGGAGGAAGGAGAGGACGAGGGUGUGGGAGAGGAAGUGGGUGCAGCGAGGGGUGCGGGGCAGAAGAAGUGGUCGGCUGAGUUUUGACUUUUCUCCGCGCGCGCUGCCUUCUUGCCCUCUCUUCUCUUCCCCUCCCUUCACCUCUCCUACCUUCACCGCCAAUUCCUUCUCCUCCCCUGCUUGCCCCUUCUCCCCUCCAGUCUCUCCUUCCUUUCUCCCCUCUUGCCUUCGCGUACGCACCCCUUGUCCCUCCUCCCGCCUGUCCCCACUUCUUCACCUGCCCCUUCUCCCCACCUCUGCCCUCCUGCUCCGCCCCCUGCCCCCCCUUCUCCUACCCCUCGCCUCGCAUCCCCGCUUCCCCUUCCCCUCCCUGCGCCUCCCCUCCCUGCUCCGCCACCCCUUUCCCUUCCACGUGGCCGCCCGUCGCCACUGCCCCCAUCUGCGCAAACCGUCCCACUAG